Phlebotomus argentipes is the source of this 3727-nucleotide messenger RNA. RefSeq names its product anillin-like. Gene Ontology annotation, cellular component: actomyosin contractile ring. NCBI's taxonomy places the organism in Eukaryota, Metazoa, Arthropoda, Insecta, Diptera, Psychodidae. The record is from RefSeq and is a predicted model, not a curated record. Gene Ontology annotation, biological process: actomyosin contractile ring assembly; septin ring organization; mitotic cytokinesis. The transcript is spliced from 7 exons. The coding region runs from base 130 to 3450 and encodes 1106 amino acids.
UGUUCUCUGUGACUGGUGUUUUGUUUUCCCUGAAAAUUCGUCUUUUCUCCCAACUAUCGUAUAUUUUAUGGUGUGAUAAUCCAUCUGAGUGUUGAGAAGUGUACUUAACAAUUGAAGAAUCGUCUGGAAAUGGAUCCUUUUACGCAGAGAAUCCUGGAUCGUGCGGAACAACGAAGUAAGCAACUGGGUAUCAGCAAUCCAGUGGCGAAAGUGCCUCUGGGGGAAAAUAGUGCUGAAUCGAGCCUCAGCAGUCUUGGGGGCAGCAGCAAGUCUCCCGGCCGGAAGGUCAGUUCUGAGAAGAGGGGUUCAGAUGGGAAGAAUGUGCUGACGUACAUGACCAACACGACUGGUGGGAGUGAUGCUGAUAAAUUUGAUAACAUAUCCGUGGAAAUUAACAUCACAACGGACUCAAAUGUGGGGGUGAAAUGCGACGUGACCGCUUUGGAUGUGGACUGCGAUGGCAAUGUGCUGAAGACUAAUGAGCUGCUGAAUGAAUCAACUGCCUCAAUAAUUCGAGAUGCGUCGAAGAGCCGCUUGCAGCGCUUGGGAGCGCUGUAUUCCGCUGAGCACAACAUCUCAUCGCCAAUCCACAGGACGGAAGGGAACUUCCACGAGAAGAUGACGGAAGAUGCUGAGCCGCCGCGACCGAGGAAUCGCAUGGGGAAGCUGGCGGCUCUGGCGGACUCGAUAAACCGUUGGGAGGAUCAGAAUUCGGGUGUGCAGAAGGAGAACGUGGCCAUUCCAAAAGCGACUGGAGCUGUGCCAAAGCGUCCUCAAGUGGUGGACACUCUGCCCAAGGAUGUCACCAAGAAGACGCCCACGAAGCAGCUGAAGUGGGACAAAUCGGUGAUGGAUGCUCUGGAGUCGCAGGGAUUCAAGAAGCGUGAAUCCACGAAGAAUCUCGUGUACGAAUACGGAGAGAAUGAGAAUAGAGAGCGAGAAAAUGUUCUCAAUGAGACGAGGAAGUCUUCACUGAAGAAGUCCACGAUCGAUGCGAAUCGCAACACUGAUGUGAAGGAUUCGCCCAAGAAGCUGAAUGUGACGCGAGGUUUGGUGACGGGAAGGGCGGCUCUCUUCGAGGCGAGUGGCGCGUUGUCUCGCCCAGCUAAAGUGGCAUCCAAGGAUCCUGCGGAGAUGUCUCUGAAGGAGCGAAUGGCGCUGUUUGAAAAGAAUAAGGGCGCUGCGCCAGUUCCCAGGCCAGUGGGAGUGGCUCCAGGGCCUCAGCCUGUGCUGAAGCCAGCGGAGGAGGAGAAGAAAUCCCGUCCGAACUUUGGUGGAUACAAUCAAGUUCAGAAGGCUGAAUCUAAGGCCACUGGAGGUGGUAUUAAAAACACCGUGGCGGCUCUGAUGACGUCAGGAGCCACGAUUUCCGAGAAUGCCAUCAGCCAGGAGACGAGGCGACAGCGCCAACAAGAGAUGGACAUCCUGAUGAAUCGCUUCCAUCAGACUCCGAAGUCUGACAGUGAGAAUGAGGGGAUUUCCUUGACAGAGCCGGCUCAGCCGCCUCCGCCGCCGCCGAUGCCGUCAACUUCCUUCGGAUCAGGAGGAAAGCGCCGAAGUGAUGGCGAGAAUGAUCCUGACACCAGCUCGGACGAGGUGAAGCGCGUGAAGAAGCACUCCUUGCGGAAGAGCGAUCUGUAUCCGAAUCUUGCGGAGCAGGAGUUUGCAGAGUACGAGCAAAACUGCACUACUGCCACGGUGUCUGAGGAGGAGAGCAAUGGCCAGCGGCGAUCGAAGAUCUUCGAGGAGGAUGAGAGUGCUAUGGAGUCCGAGGAGGCUGAUGAUUCCAGCAUGUUUGAGGGCAGCAUCAGUCGCGCCGUGAUGAACUCCAUCCGCUCGGCGGAGUCUUCGCGGGUGUUCUCAGUGGCGCAGGCCACUGAUAGCAGCGACGAGGAGGUGGACGAGAUGGAUGACUAUCUCGAUGAGGCACUGGACAAUUCCAUGGGAUCCAGUAAGAAAAAUACGCCGCGAAAGGGAUCAAUUUCCUCGAAUAGUUUCUCGUACAAGAGGAAUUCGCCGGCGAAACAGCUGAGAUUUGAGACUCCAGUGUCCUCGAAAAUAACAGUGUCGCCCAAGAAGUCUCAGAAGGAUGAUGAGGUGGUGACUUUGGUGCACACGGUGAGUUUCUAUAGGAAGCAGCAAUCCUCGAAAACCACGCCGCCUUGCAAGGUGAUUCGUCGCGUGGAGACUACAGAGGAUUCCACCACGGAAUCCGAAGGCUACACUGAUGAACCUGUUGGCGGCAGUCACGAAGUUUAUCUGGUGGAGAGUAAAAUUGAGCGUCUGAAGGAGGAAGUGCAGAAGCAACAUCAGAUUAUUGCUCAAGCUAGCGGAGCAUUGAAUCUCUGCGCUUCCACAUUUGAAUUCUCGGGCUCCACAGAAGCUGUGGAGGCUGAGAGACAUCUUCUGGUGGCCACGCACAGACGCCAGGCGGCUCAGGAUGAGAUUCAGCGACUCAAAGUAGAGCAGACGCUGCGCCCACGAGGAUCACCGCAGGAUCAUGGAAAGUUGACGGUGAAAGAGAUCACUUUGCCGCUGCGACAGGAUUACAUCAGGAAGUUGGCAUCGAACACCAUUUCAGGACAACACUUGAUCUGUUUGCUGAAGUACAAUGAAACUGUCAUGAGCACAAAGACAGUGAUCACACUUCCCGGACUCCUGGCCGUGAAGUUCAGCGAUGAGUUAACAAUGACCGACGUUUAUGAGGACUUUAAGAUCACACUUGAAAUUUACGGAAUGGAUGCACAGAAUGAUAUUCUUCCGCAUGACGUGAAGUAUCACAUUGCGGGCAGCAAGAAGCAGGCGUCGAAGAAGCUGACGCCUAAAGGGCGCAAAGGUGAGAAGCGUCUGGUCAUGCCAAUACCUCAAUCGCCAGCUGGACCAGGAGUUGUGCGCCGGCCAACAAUGGAGAAGCUGGGCUUUGUCAUCUUCUCCUUGAAAGACACCAAGAGGACGUCGUGGACUCUCAAUGGAGCGACUGGCGCGAGUCCUCUCGAGGGCGUCGUGCAGAUGAAAGUGGCGUGCCAAUUGGACGUGACAGUGGAUCACAAGGGCUUCCUCAACAUGUUCGAAGAUGUUGUGGGAUUGGGAGCGUGGCAGCGUCGCUGGUGUCGUCUGCGUGGACACAUGCUGAACUACUGGAAGUAUCCGGACGAUGAGAAGAGCAAGAAGCCGCCAAUGGGGAGAAUUGAUUUGUACUCGUGCUGCUCAGAAAGAGUCGAAGCGGUGCCGAGAGAUGUCUGUGCGCGCAUGAAUACGCUUUUGCUGGAGCUUAAGCGUCCGAGCAGGGAGUCUGACGAGGAGUCAUUAGUGAUUCUCAAGCGAGGAAAGAGUACAAUUGUCAGACAUCUUCUGUCGACAGAUACGAAAGCCGAACGCGAUGAAUGGAAAACGAGCUUCAAUAAGGCGCUGUCUUUGCUGAGAUCUUGGGGUCCGGCGGCGGCGGAAUAAAUGUAGAAAUGUUUGUCUAAAGACUCUAUGUGAAUCGUGUCAUUUUUCAAAGCAUUAAUUAUCUGUCGUCUUCAGGUAAGAUUUAAUCCACUACUAAUCAGCAUUAUAUCGAGCAAAAACUCUUUAUCGUAACCAUUAUAACGCAUUCAAAACCACAAAAAAUAUUGUUGGUGAUCGUAUGAAAUUGAAAAGAUUGUCUUGUUAAUCUACUUCUGUAACUGUAUUAAGGAAUUAAUAAAAGGAGAGAAUCCAUAGGAUUAUUCUCAAAUAUGUAUCU